Molecule: messenger RNA, 1038 nt
Organism: Sporothrix brasiliensis 5110
Lineage: Eukaryota; Fungi; Ascomycota; Sordariomycetes; Ophiostomatales; Ophiostomataceae
Exons: 3
Coding region: 1-1038 (345 amino acids)
Source: RefSeq, a predicted model, not a curated record
AUGCAGAGACCAAUUAGCAACCCAGCCAUGCCUGGGUAUCAAUACGCAGAUCGAGGAGCUGGCAUCACCUACAACAACAGCCCGCAGCAGAUGUACUCUGUCGAGUCACCGAGCGGGCUGAAGUUCGGAAGAGACUUUUCAAAAAGCACAACGCCCAGUCUGGAACUGCCUUGCCGCAUGCGCUCUGAUAUGCGUCUCAAACGGCCAACUAGCGAGAGCGAAGACGACGAAGAACAGGAGGAUGGUUCCGGAAAGAAGGCACGGCUUAGCGACAAUCCUGCCUCACCCGUGGUAUUCGAAUUCGCCUGCCCUUUCUACAAACGAAACCGUCACAAAUACUGCCACCAGCGCUCCUGUCGCACAUCGGGCUGGCCCAGUGUCCAUCGUGUCAAAGAACAUCUGUAUCGUCACCAUAUGCACUACGUCUGUGACCGGUGCUCCACAACUUUCAAGCUCCAGGAGAACUUGCGAGAGCACCUCCGCCAAGAGGUUGCGUGUGCCGUGUCGACAUGCAGCGUGGCGGAAGACACCGGCUUCGACCUCGAAAUCGAAAAGAAGCUUCGCUCUCGCAAAAAGAUUGACUGUCAGAACGAGUCCGACAAGUGGACGCACAUGUACCGUCUCUUGUUUCCUAGCUACAGAGACAAGAAUACGCCCUCACCUUAUGUCGACUACAGCCUGCGGGACGAGCCGCUGGUCGCCAUAGCGGGCGUGGGCGAUUCAGACUCUACCCCAUACCUCCCUGAAGCCGACCAGGGAAGCCUUAUGACUGUGGCCGCAGCCGCAGUAGCCGUUGAGCAAAAGAUCACGGCUACUGAGACCAAUUCACAAGGGACCAAGACCGAAGACGUACUUAUCGGUCUACCUUCUGUGUUGAAGGGUAAGGGUAGACCAGAGCAGUCUACCUUUUCAAACAUGCCGGAUGAGAGCCGUCUUGUUCCCAAUAGCGCCUUCUACAAGAUCGUGCAGGAUCACGUCUUGACGGUGUUGUCGAACAUACCCAACGCACCGGUACCUCCGUCGGCGAAAGCACAAUGA